AUGAAGACUCUGAAGACAGUGAUGCUGGUGCUGCUUGUCGGUCUGUUCUCUUUCGGUGUUUACUACGUGGGACAGCUUGGCAAGGACAGCGUCUGGAGGACUGCAGCGGAGCUCUUGCAUAUCCUUGGAGGCGACUGGAAGACUCAGAGGCCAGCAGCAGACAAGUUACCAGAAGUGCAGGGCAAAACCCUGAGCCUUCCAGAACAGCUACGUAAGCUCCAGGAGGAGCUUUUUCACCUGCGCUGGAGCGCAAAGGAUGUCACGGAGCGUGCUCUCCACGAAGCCCUGAAGCAGGCUAAGCUCCCAGGCUUUACCGGAUGGGCUGUUCAAGAGAUAAUCAAUCAAGUCUUGGUGAAGCUGGAAGAAAACCAAGUCCCAAUGCCUGAUUAUGCCCUCAAAUCAUCAGGGGCUGCUGUCGAUCCUUCACGGACUUCUCCAUCCUUCCGGACAUCAAAAGGAAAGGUUUUUUUGUUUUCCCUGCCACUGCUGGAUUACGUGAGGUCUCCUGAGGUUAUUCUUGAGCCAGAAAAUCAUCCGGGAAACUGCUGGCCUUUCCCAGGAAGUCAGGGACACGUCUUCAUCAUCCUGUCUGUGCCAGUUAUUCCCAAAGCAGUCACCAUGGACCAUGUCUCAGGGAUAACGUACCAUGGAGACAGUACCUCCACAGCUCCAAAGGACUUUGCUGUCUACGGCCUGGAGAAAGCAGACGAGGAGCAGGGAACAUUCCUGGGGCAGUUCACUUUCCUGGCGGCACUGAAUCCCAGACAGACUUUCCAGCUGAAGAACGAGCAUUCUGGGUUUGUGAAAUACAUAAGGCUGCAAGUGCUGAGCAACUGGGGCCACCCGGACUACACCUGCCUGUAUCGAUUCAGGGUGCACGGUGAUCCUCUCAAAGAUGGGGGAAAGGCAUUGUCCUAG
Molecule: messenger RNA, 918 nt
Organism: Antrostomus carolinensis (chuck-will's-widow)
Lineage: Eukaryota; Metazoa; Chordata; Aves; Caprimulgiformes; Caprimulgidae
Product: SUN domain-containing protein 3
Exons: 9
Coding region: 1-918 (305 amino acids)
Cellular component (GO): meiotic nuclear membrane microtubule tethering complex; nuclear envelope
Molecular function (GO): protein-membrane adaptor activity
Source: RefSeq, a predicted model, not a curated record